Messenger RNA from Gadus macrocephalus (Pacific cod), 4159 nucleotides. Its product is annotated as epidermal growth factor receptor kinase substrate 8-like. Gene Ontology annotation, molecular function: actin binding. Gene Ontology annotation, cellular component: ruffle membrane; vesicle; plasma membrane. The transcript is spliced from 16 exons. NCBI's taxonomy places the organism in Eukaryota, Metazoa, Chordata, Actinopteri, Gadiformes, Gadidae. The coding region runs from base 195 to 1988 and encodes 597 amino acids. The record is from RefSeq and is a predicted model, not a curated record. Gene Ontology annotation, biological process: positive regulation of ruffle assembly; regulation of Rho protein signal transduction; Rho protein signal transduction.
GAUGAUUCUGAAGAGUGACGGGGCUGAUUCCGCCGCCCCCGGCGUGCGCCCGCCCCCGCCCCUCCUGACUCUGUCAAUCAAAUGGACGUGAAGAGCAGAGUGGCUGCCUGGUCGGCCUGGACCAAUGAGCAGCAAGAGAUGCUGACGGACGACCAGGUGAGGCGCUACUCUGGCGAGGACGACCUUCCCGUCGGAUGACGGUGUUCCACGUGGACCGGGACGUGAAAAUCCUGAACCACAUCCUGGAUGACAUUGAGUACUUCGUCACCAAACUGCAGAAAGCCGCCGAGGCGUUUAACGAGCUCUCCAAGAGGAAGAAGAACAAGAAGGGCAAAAAGAAAAGUCCAGGAGAGGGCGUCCUCACUCUACGCUCACGGCCCCCGACCGAGGAGGAGUUCGUUGACUGUUUCCAGAAGUUCAAACACGCGUUCAAUCUGCUGGCAAAGUUGAGAGCCCACAUCCAGAACCCCAGCUCCGCGGAUCUGGUGCACUUCCUGUUCACGCCACUGAGGAUGGUGGUGCAGUCCUCGGGGGGCGAUCUGGCCCGCAGCGUGGUGGUGCCCCUCCACACCAGAGAGGCCAUCGACUUCCUCCACGCCAACGGCACCGUGGACGAGAGGCACCUGUGGGUGACGCUGGGCGACGGCUGGACCAAGUGCAGGUUGGAGUGGCCCAAGGAGCAGUACUUCCCCCCCUGCCCCCUGCGGUUCCGCGACGGCUGGGAGCCCCCCGCGCUGCCCCCCCCCACCCCGGGGCCCCUGAGGCACGAGCAUCAGGCCUCCGGGGGCCCGCUGGGCGACGCCCUGGGCCACGCCGAGGGCCACAGACACGAGGAGGGGGGCCUUCGCCACGCCCAGGAGCCGUCGAUGAUGCCGGCCGUCCCGUCGGGCGACAGGUACAGUCUGGCCAGCGCCUCGUGCGACCGUUCUCAGCCGCUGGACCAGGACAUGGCCCUGGCCGCCUUCCAGCAGGCCGUCAGCCGUCACGUCGAUCGCAUCGGCCAGCCAAAAAUCUUUGCCAAAUCUAAAUAUGACUUUGUGGCAAGAAACAACACGGAGCUGUCUGUGCUGAAGGACGAGGUUGUGGAGGUUCUGGACGACAAGAAGCAGUGGUGGAAGGUACGCAACGGCUGUGGGGCCGCCGGCUACGUGCCAAACAACAUCCUGGAGACCACCAGGGCGGUGGACAUCAACGGCAGAGGAGAGCCCAUCUACAGCCACACUAUACAGCUUAUGAUGCCAAAGAAGGAGUUUGAGUUGUUUAAGCAAUUACUGGGCGAGCUGAACGAGAAGCAGACCACCAAGGCGGACCUCGGCCCGGCCAAACCCGGCGGGGCGAUGCCCAUGCCGCCGGCCCCUGCGCCCCCUCCCCCGGCACCGGCCCCGGCCCCCUACCGGCUGCCCACGCCCCCCCUGCCCCCGCCGACCGAGCCCCCCAGGCCGGAGACCUCCGCCUCGACCACCAACGGCGGCGGCGGCGGCGUGCGUGAGGUGGGCCAGCAGGACAGCGACACCGGGAGCGUCGCCAUGAGGGAACGCCAGCGCCACCCGCCGGCCAGCCGAAGGAAAUCCAACAUGGAGGAGGUGCAGGACGAGCUGAUGCACCGGCUAACGCUCGGCCGCAGCACCCAGAAGAAGUUCCCGCCACCGGCCCGCGGCGCCACCGGGAACGCCGUUAACAUCACGUACGACUCUGCGCCCGACGAGGUCCGCGCCUGGCUGGAGCUCAAGGGGUUCAGCACUGUGACCAUCAACAGCCUGGGCGUGCUGACCGGGGCGCAGCUCUUCUCCCUGAACAAGGAGGAGCUGAAGACGGUGUGUCCGGACGACGGGGGCCGCGUCUUCAGCCAGGUGACGGUGCAGAAGGCCGCCCUCGAGAGGAGCUCAGGCUCUGAGCUUCAGGAGAUCAUGAGGAGGAGGCAGGAGAAGCUGGCGGCCAACACCAGUGACUCGGGGGUGGAGUCAUUUGACGAGGGCACCGCCCACUGAGAGCCCACCUGGGGGGGGGGGGGGGGUCGUCCACCAUGACGACAGAGAAUAUUUAUUUUAAAAAAGAAACGACUAAUCAUCCUGAAACAGAACGGACGCGCGGGGUGGGGGGGGGGGGUUAGUGGGAGAAAGUGAUCGCCAUGCCAACCGUCCGCUCACCGUCUUGUCGUUCCCAGGCCGCCGCCGACCGCGAGGAGUUUGUGGCGAUAAUUCGUCGCCGGCACGAACUUCUGGGCUCUCCGCCGUGAGGCCGAACCCGUCGCCCAACGGCCGACGUUUCGGAACUCUGAAUACGAACUGCGUCCCUCGUGGACAGUGAGCACACACACACACACACAAACACACACACCGAACACACACACACACACACACACACACUGAACACACACACACACAGCAGGAGGGAGGGUUCGGAGGCGCCUGAACGUGGCGUAAGGAAACCUUUGGAGUCUGGCGGUGCUUCGGGUUCCUCUGAGGUUCUCUCGUUAUCGAAGGGGUUCCGGAACAACGUUCGUGUUCUGCGGAGGCUGCAACGAGGCCAUGGGACAAAAGUGGUCUGUUGAACUCUAGUUAAACCCUCCUCAGUGUUGAGUCCGUUGUGUUGAAUGAAGCGUUGUCAUCAAACCCAGGGGGCGGCGCCUUACACAGGUUUUGCAAUUCAUGUUUCGGAUUGGCUCACAGUGCUGUCAGGUGAUGACAUUUGCCGAGUGACAGUUUCACCUGAUGGCGAUUCCUCUGUUUAGUUCCACAGUUUAUAUAUAUAUAUAUACAUAUAAAACAAUUGUAAGAAUGAAAAAGUAGACACUGAUGGUUGAUUGGUAAAUUUAUUUGUAUAUAUUUUCAUAUUUGAUAAUUUAUAUAAUUCUUCCAUAAUUUAUGUCGAUAAGAAUAAGUGAAUCUAAAUAAAAGUGAUACAAAUGCUAAAUAGUUAGUUAUGAUUAUAACUUUCCAUGAAUGUAGUAACAAUAAGUAUCGUUUAGAUUAUUUUUCUUAACUCAAUAUUGACUAGUAAAAAAGUGUCAGUUUGGAAUGUAAUGGAUGGUCUCAUACAACACAAGGUUGAACUGAUUAGAUUGCCAUGAUGUAUGUACUUCUGAACUGUAUCUAAACAAAUUAUCUGUAUGUAUUAUAUAUGCUGCUGCAUUUAGGGAAGAUGCUUUUAGCGUAAACUCUAUUCCAAGCCUUCUGUUCAAGCACAUACACACAAAUAUACACAGACACACUCACAGGGCUUACGUUUUCUUAUUUUUAUCUUCCCACGGAUGUUUUGCUAAAAUCAGCAGUUUGCAGCAAACUGCACAUUGUUCAUUUUACAUUCAUUUAACAGCGAAAGUAUCCAAGUAACAUGGGACUAUCGCGAAUAUCAGGUACAUUCUCGGCAUCAAAACAAAUGCGCUGACUCAACACGAUUUGUAGGGGAUUACACACAGUGGAGAUUGUGUUCGACUUUCUACACUUUCUUUUUUUAUUUCAAAACGUCAUUGUCCCACAGCUGUUAUCGCAUCUCUUUGCGACUGUAGUCCUUGUGACUGUACACGUUUCACGGGUUGUUUCGUUCCAAACAUACACGGAAUACAGCAACGUAAAACCCUGAUUGUCUUUGUACAUUCACAGCUUUUUUUACACGAGCAAAGACUGCCCAGCCGACAGAAAGGAUGUCGCUAUUCCACUUUUAACACUUGCAUGAAAGGGCCUAGUGUGGAAAGUGGAUGCUUAAACAAAGAGACUGACCAACAAAUGUAAUUUGAAAUGCUGAAUGUUGCCCACUCGCUUGUAGGCUCUCUUACAGCGGUUCUGUCCUGGUCAGGUCUGAGUGUUAAGGGAAACCGGUAGCCUGGCUGUAGUAAGACGAUGGGAGGAUGAAUUAGUAGAAAGUCUACACUCCCAUGACGGACUGUUGUAUGAAGCUUAUGAAUAGUGGUCUCCCGAAUGUAUGGCCAAUCGCUAUAGCUGCUAUGAAGGUGUAACGUUUUGUAGGAGUUACUUUAUAGAUCAUUGUCCUUUGAUACUCAAAUGGUAUCUUCUCGGUGUCAAUCAAAGAAAUUAUUUAUUGAAAUGAAUAAAUAAGGUAGUGCACUGUAAAAUCGCAAUUGUAUGUGUAUAGUUUUCAUGGUGCCUUUUUUCAUAAAAAUCUGCAAUUUCUGCAAUAAAUGCAACAGAAACAACCUGGA